AUGAGCCAAUUAGCCGUCCGACCGGGGCGCAAUGCCGCCCGAGAAGCCAAGAGGCUCAAGGAAGUCCGCAAGGUCAAGGGCGCCAUUGUAUGGACCGAGCGGGAACGAGAGAAGCGACAAAAGCUUGCCACGGAGCGCUGGGAAGCCAAACAGGCCCACCAAGGUCUCCAGAGAUGGGAGAAGGAACAAGUCAGGGAUGUUCGAACAGCGGCGUUGAGGAACGCAAAGGAAGACUGGCGACUGGGCCCACUGAGGCCAAAUCGUGCCAUUGGUAAAGCUGGGGAGAAGUAUGGAGCCCUGUCGGGGCAGGCGUUGCAAACGCCUGACAUACCCGUACAUGCGUCAAAGAGCAGGAACGAGGCAAGGGCGAGGCGAGGUCUCGAGUUGGAGUACCCAUUGGUGGUGGAUGACAAAAAAUACUUCCCCUUCGUCAAGGAUGAUCGUGUGGUUGUCAUCAAGGGAAGAGAAAAGGGCAAGAUCGGUGUAAUACAGUCUGUCAACGACCGCACGCAUGGCGUCUUUCUCACAGGCUUGAAUAUGCACUACUACGAUGCUGAUGUAUUCGGCCUUAGUGGAGACGGUGGCGGUGCGAAACGCGCAAACGAAGUGCCUAUCCCUAUAGAAGACCUCCGUCUUGUUGUUCCGUACGAGAUGACCGAGAAAAGGGUUGUCUACGACGCAGAUGGCCAGGAGCUGGAGAAACCUAUCAAAUACUAUACAGAUGUCAUCGUCGACAAGAUCUUUAUGGAGCGACACACUACCGGCAUAGAUCCAUUCGAUGGUACCAACUACGGUGACCAGGAGAUUCCAAAGGAGCACCAGUACGACCCGCAAACUGGCCUCCCCAUCUUCCACCGCUACAUUGCCGGCACAAAACACAGACUCGACUGGCCAUGGGAGAAGGAAGAAGUCGAAGAAGACGCCUCAGCACUAGCAACCGCACAAGCAACCGCACCUGAAAAGAAGAGCCUCUUCCAAAAAAUACGCCACCCCAUCCAGACCGUCAAGAGCUGGAAGACCAAGGACACCGCCGCCGUCACCGCCGCCAAAGAAACCGAAGAAAACCUUUCAGAGCGCCUCGACGAAAUCGAGCAGGAAGUCAUUCAAGCCCGCCGAACCGAGGCACCCACAAGCCAAGAUCCCAAAUUCCCCAACGCAUAUGAUGUCACAGACACGACGCGCAACAUCAUCGAAGCGCCCGCAAACGUGCACUACACAAUCCUCUCCACGCCGUUCCCUCCAACGCUCGGCGAGGAAUUGCGCGGCUACAUGCAGGAAUACACCGCCGAGUCGCGCAAGAAGGACAAGGAUGAUGGCGUUGAAGCUCCGGCGAAGAAGCGCGCGAAACACAGGACGGAGCACGCGCUUGUGGCAAGCCAGAUGUCCAAGGCGAAACACGCGGCGGCGCAGCAGAUGAAGACGCCCAUGCAGUUGCGAUGGGAGAUGGAGCGUGCGAAGAAGGUGAAGAAGGCGCCGUUGGUUAGUACGGAUGAGUUGGUACGCAAGUUGAGCGAGUAUCGGAUGACGAAGAGGGGGGUUAAGGUGGAGGAAUUGGACUAGUUGGGGCUUGUAGCAUAUGCUGAUGUAUAUUCCAUGUAACAUAUGUAUACGCUCUUGUAUUCAGAACUCGUUUUGAUUCGAACUUUCGAGAGCGAGAAAUUGGGGU
Parastagonospora nodorum SN15 is the source of this 1666-nucleotide messenger RNA. RefSeq lists its product as hypothetical. Gene Ontology annotation, molecular function: structural constituent of ribosome; RNA binding. The transcript has 2 exons. Gene Ontology annotation, biological process: translation. Gene Ontology annotation, cellular component: ribosome; mitochondrion. NCBI's taxonomy places the organism in Eukaryota, Fungi, Ascomycota, Dothideomycetes, Pleosporales, Phaeosphaeriaceae. Bases 1 to 1560 code for a protein of 519 amino acids. The record is from RefSeq and is a predicted model, not a curated record.